AUAAUUAACCAUCUUUUUACCUGUCCAGAGUACCCCCCUUCCUCUUCUAACUCACAAGUAAAGCUCCCCCAUUUCAUCGCAUAUGCACUUCACCAAACAAAGCUUCACUCUUCUGUAACCUUCGCUGCCCUCAUCCCCCUUCAGCAACUCAAAGUGUGCUUCCCCACUGCUCAGGGAUCUUCGGGUCACCAUCUUUUCGUAUCCGCUUUCAUGCUCGCAUCCAAGGUUAUCUGUGACGACACUUACUCCAACAAAUCCUGGAGUAUUCAGAGUAUCAUAGCCCAGGGCAUGUUCCAGUUGCAAGAAAUCAAUCAGAUA
Molecule: messenger RNA, 318 nt
Organism: Suillus fuscotomentosus
Lineage: Eukaryota; Fungi; Basidiomycota; Agaricomycetes; Boletales; Suillaceae
Exons: 2
Biological process (GO): regulation of cyclin-dependent protein serine/threonine kinase activity
Cellular component (GO): cyclin-dependent protein kinase holoenzyme complex; nucleus
Molecular function (GO): cyclin-dependent protein serine/threonine kinase regulator activity; protein kinase binding
Source: RefSeq, a predicted model, not a curated record